Molecule: messenger RNA, 3093 nt
Organism: Drosophila serrata
Lineage: Eukaryota; Metazoa; Arthropoda; Insecta; Diptera; Drosophilidae
Gene: dpr4
Product: defective proboscis extension response 4
Biological process (GO): synapse organization
Cellular component (GO): neuron projection membrane
Source: RefSeq, a predicted model, not a curated record
UCCUGCCGCAAGGAUGCCCGUGAACGCUGCUCCUUUAUCGCCGGAGUACACAGUCACUGAAGGCAAGGGCAAGGGGAAAGAGAACGCCAACGAGAAAGAGAAAGAGAAAGUGCUACUAGCAUCGCCGAGCAUUGUGCCACAUUUAAAAAUGAAAACAGACGAAGGAAUGAAGUGAAGGCGCAAGCCAAAAGCCGUUUAAUAACUAAAUCCCACGGAGCCGCCGUUGGUCACGUUCCGAGACGGAUACACAAAAAUGCCACCUCUCUUCGCUGCCAUAUCGUCGGUGUCGGUGUCUGUGUGUGUCGGUGCGAGUUCCGCUGUGUAUUGGUGCGGGUGUGCAUACCUAUAGGGUCUCCUGGCUGCCACCUAAUGUGGUAACAUCCACAUACACACAUCGGUGAAAAUAAUAAUACAAAGCCCUCGUCCUUGUCGCUACUCGCCGCCUGUCGCCUCGUCAUCGUGUGCGUGCCCGUGUCCGUAUCCGUGUCGGUGUCCGGGGUCCCUGUCCGCGUCCGCAUCCGCGUCCCUAUGUGGAUCUGUGUCCCCGCCAAACGGAAAUAUUUUCGAAAUCCGCGUUAUUAAGCCACGCACACAAAGAGUCAGACCAAAAUAAACCUAGCGCUGGCCGCAUUGUUGAACGGAUUGAUUGCUGAAUUGUUGUACGCGCUGGCAUUGAUUGGUGAACUGUGUGUGCGUCUGUGUGUGUGUCAUUGGUGAAUUGUUGAGAGAAUUGUUGAAUACCUUUCGAGAACUGUUGAUUGGACGCGCCAUGCCGCCUAAUUAUUGCGCGUUGCGCAAUCCCAUCCCCAUGGUAAGCUCCGGAUUAAGCCAGCAGUAGUUGAGGCAACCGCGGGACAAAGCGCAGCAGGAGUUAAGAGCCGGACCUCGGGGGAUGAUGACGUUGGUGUCAUUUCGAAGUCAUUGCGGAGACCCAAUUAUUAUUAAACCUUAAACCGUAAACGGAGCAAGCCCAGCAGCGAGCCGGAGGAGCGGAGGACUCCAACGCCAGAGCAGCAGUAGCUGUAGCCAGUAGCCGAAGGACCAGAAGUCCGAGUGGAGAGCAUAAACCAUGUGGACAACGGACUGCCCGAGAGCGUUGAAAGCGAUUUUCCUGGUGCCGCUGUGGCUGUUCCUGCACCUCGAUUGCGGCCUGGUUGGAGGUGAGGUGCCGCCGCACUACUGGGAGACGCCCUACUCCCAGCCGUACUUCGACAACUCCUCGAGGCGCGAGGUCACCGCAACCGUGGGCCAGGCAGCCCUGCUGCACUGCCGCGUCCGGAAUCUGGGCGAUCGAGCGGUGUCCUGGAUACGAAAGCGCGACCUGCACAUCCUUACGGUGGGCAUCCUUACGUACACCAACGACCAGCGCUUCCAGUCGCUGCACUCGGAGGGCUCCGACGAGUGGACGCUGCGCAUCUCGUCACCCCAGCCCAGGGACUCUGGCACCUACGAAUGCCAGGUGUCCACCGAGCCCAAGAUCAGCCAGGGCUUCCGCCUCAACGUAGUGGUGUCGCGGGCCAAGAUCCUGGGCAACGCGGAGCUCUUCAUCAAGAGCGGCAGCGACAUCAAUCUCACCUGCCUGGCGAUGCAGUCGCCGGUGCCGCCGUCGUUCAUCUACUGGUACAAGGGCAAGCGGGUCAUGAAUUAUAGCCAGCGUGGCGGCAUCAACGUCAUCACGGAGCGUUCCACGCGGACCAGCAAGCUCCUCAUCGCCAAGGCCACGCCGGCGGACUCGGGCAACUACACCUGCUCCCCGAGCAGCUCAGACUCCGCCUCGGUGGUGGUGCACGUCAUCAACGGGGAGCAUCCGGCCGCCAUGCAGCACGGCAACAGCAGCGCCACCUGCCUGCGCCUCCUGCCGCCGGCCACGUCCGUGCCUUUAGCCUUCGCUGCCAGGAUGGCGAUGACGCUGGCGGCUGUCGCCUGGAACUGCAACUCCAACUAUUAUGGCAAUGGUAACUGGAACUGGAACUGGAACUGGAACUGGAACCGGAACAUGCACUGGCACUGGCACUGGAAGUGGAACUGGAUGCUGGGCGGCGGUGGUCUCUGGAGCUGGAGCUGAUGCAACAGUGCUCGAUGCUGAAUGCAAAAGAACGCCGAACGCUGAACGCUGAACGCUGAAUGCCACUGUCCCGGCCUAGUUGGGACUGGGCCACGCUCCUCCCCAGGUGCAUUUAAUGGGCGCGGAGGAGCGUCUUACGAACUAGUGUACAUAUACAGUGUGUCCUUUAAACGAGUAUUAUCUAUAAGACAUCCCCAGAGGAGAGACAGGCAGAGGCAGGCAGUAUUACGAACGAACUUUUAAUCAAGACAGCACAGUCAACGGAAAGAGUCCAGGCCCCCCAGCACUCACUAUAUACAUCCCUUACUUAUCAAAAAGAAAAAAUAAUAAUAAUGAAAACAAGGAACCCAUAAAUAGCAGCUGCUUCGACCCCCAAUUCAUUCAGCCAUCCGAAAAACUGAGUUGUAUGUUGUCAUUGUUUUAAUUUGAAAUUCAUUUCGUUUGUCAUACAUAAUAAUCAUUAUACACGGGCCAAAAGUCAGCAAUUAUAGUCAACCUUUCGGUGGAAACACACACUUUACAGUUUAGAGUUCACAGUUUAUUUUGUGUUAACAGAAGCAGAAAUGUCCGAUUGUAUAUAUACAAGAAAUACACAAACAUUUUAGGCCUUCGAUUGUUAUUUAUUUAUACCGAAAUCAUACAUACACCCAAAAAGUACACUCAUAUACACCCUGCACAAUGAUAUAGGGGGAGGUAACCCUCGGCUAUAUAUAUAUAGAUGGUUAUUCAGUGUAUAUUGAUAAGUUUUUAUCUGGUUGUCAGCCGCGAAAUUGUUCUACGUAGUCCAUCAUCUAGUUACUGUGUAAAAUAUUCAUACUUGAUAAUUGUACAUUUAGAGGUCGGUUUUAAGCGGUCUUGAUAAGACUUUUAAGUAAAUAAGAGCGAACGGAAGCACUCGGUUCAACCAAGGAAAAUAGUCAAAGAAAUAAUUAUGGAAAUUAUUAAACUAAACGGAAAGGAAAAAGUAAAUGAAGCUAACCUAAGCAGAGUCAAAAUAUGUUUUUCUGUUUAAACAAAAGCUAAAAUAA